Molecule: messenger RNA, 3046 nt
Organism: Cimex lectularius (bed bug)
Lineage: Eukaryota; Metazoa; Arthropoda; Insecta; Hemiptera; Cimicidae
Gene: Ork1
Product: open rectifier potassium channel protein 1
Exons: 8
Coding region: 354-2672 (772 amino acids)
Biological process (GO): potassium ion transmembrane transport; stabilization of membrane potential
Cellular component (GO): membrane
Molecular function (GO): potassium ion leak channel activity
Source: RefSeq, a predicted model, not a curated record
UGACGGGUGGGAGGCGUGAUAAUAGUGGCUGAAGAUCUUUCAAUAAGUAUUCAGUAGCUAUUUAGAACUGGGCUCGAAGUGGGGUACGCUCUUGCUAGCUGUCACAAUGAGGACGGCCGAUCUCCGGCAACCUGUGCCUGUCAUCGUGCGCUGCUGAAUACGAGAUCAUCGUCCCUGGAGAAGCGCGAUAAAAAGGGCGUCGUUCUUGGUCUUCUCGGUUGGGCACCGACAGGAGGCUAAGCACGAAUGAAGAACGAUGGAGAUCAGCAGUGACGGGGAAAAAGAAAAUUCUUGCCCUUAUUUUGACACUUGACAAUAUUUGAGAUCGCGUUGAAAUCGGGGUGUGGCGGAAAAUGUCAAAGACAGAAUGGUUAGUUUUGUUCCUCCUGUUCAUCGCUUACCUUUUCCUCGGUGCGAGCAUAUUCUACAAGAUAGAGAGGGAUCUUGAAGAGGAGAAGAGAGGCCAGGCUGAAGCUGACCAGAAGUACCUCAGAGAAUUACUGACAAAGCAGUACAUGUCAAUCAAUAACGAUGUGACUGUGAAUGAUCUGGCGAUGAAACUUUCCGUCUAUUGCAAAGAUAAUUUUGCCAAAAUACUUGAAGUUGAAACAAACUCAACUGAAGUCGAACCCGAGCCAUACACAUGGACAUUUUACAAUGCUUUCUUUUUUGCUUUAACAACACUCAGCACAAUUGGUUAUGGGAAUUUGAAACCAUCAACAGAUAUGGGAAGGAUCAUUAUGAUUUUUUAUGCUUUAUUUGGCAUCCCAUUUAAUGGGAUUGUCCUGGCACAGAUGGGUGAAUUUUUUGGCUCUGUUUUUCUACGUGCACAUCAUCGAUAUAAAAACCAUGUUUACGUUUCAAAAAUAAAUCUAUUGCUUGAUAUUCUUAUAUAUCUUAUACCAGGAAUGGUAAUUUUUAUAAUUGCCCCAACAUUUCUAUUCCAAUAUUUUGAAAAUUGGACCUUCUGCGAAAGUAUUUAUUAUGCAUUUGUCACAUUGACCACAAUUGGUUUUGGAGAUUUAGUUGCUGGUCAGUCGACAGACGAUUCUCCAGGGGACACAGCUUACAAAAUAUUCCUUCUGAUAUGGAUCAUGUUUGGCCUGGGGUAUCUUGUCAUGAUUCUUGGCUUUAUUGCUAGAGCGAUGAAAUCAAAAAAGCUCAACAGAAUCGAGAGAAAACUUGCCAAUACAUUAAAGCAGACACAUAAUAAGAUCUGGCAUGAGUUCAUCGAAGAUAUAAACUACCUAAGAAGAGCUCUUAAUGAGACUUACAUUAAUAAAGUCAAACCUAUCUACAAGGAUAAGAAACCGCUUUUGAAUGAAAGGAGACUUACGGUAUCCAUGCCGGAUCUCACAGAAUGGCCACAGCUUAGGCGAAAGUCAGAAAUAGAACGAAUGCAGGACACAUAUGAGAGGAUAGGGGGCAUUAGGAGAAGAAGGGCGUUUUCAGAACAUGAUAAUAAUUUCCAAGUGGAGGAAAGUCUCCCUCGGGUUAUGUCGGAAGGAGCCCUAGGCGACAUUGACAAAAUAGCUACUUUCAGAGAUAAACCUAGACCUUCUCUAGCAGCCAUCGAUCAUGAGACGGAAGAACUUCUGGCAAACAUUGUGAACCAGAGAAGACUUUCAGUUUAUGAAGAUCCAACAGAUAAUGACGGAGGGAUUCACCUGUUUACAGACGACGAAAUCCUCCACAGCGAGCAGUACAACACUAAAAACAGUUCAAGCAGUUGGACACCGAAAAGAAGCAGAGCUGUAUCGGAAGUACAGUACUUACCUGAUUCUACUCUAGGCUACGAUCGCCAGAAAACUUGGGCUGGCGUUGAUACUUUACACACAAGAACAAUGCUCAAAAAUAUGAAAUCAAAGGAAGGAGAUUGGGAAAGUGGAGAACAGAAAGAAAGCAAACAAGAGAACGGUUUCCGCCGUUUGUCAAUUGCUGCAAUGAACUUCUUCUCAGGUGAGAGGAAGAAAAAGUUAUCAAAGGACAAACCCAAAAAGGAGAGAAGGACUGGAAAUACAUUUUCAAGGACAAAUUCAACUCAUCGCUUUUCUUUGCAAGAGAACGAACCAAGAUAUGUGUAUGAUGACGUAAACUUUUACACGCAGAAUAACAGAAGGCCAAGUUUGCUUGAUGUUUUGCCAUCUGCUGGCACAGGGAACAGUACUCCAAUGAGCCCUGUGUUAGAACAAACUAGCAUUGCUGAUUUCCUAAGGGUAAUGUCAACUUUAAAGAAGCUAGAGGAAGAGCAAGGAUCAAGCCCCACAGGGAACCGAAGUCGCCAUCCAAGUCUUAGUUAUUUAUUCAAUCCUCAACCUUUGCCCAAGGAACUGCUAAGAACAAGAGAAGCAUCUGCUUCGACUGGCAAUCUCAACAAGGAGAGGAGGUUUUCCCAGGGUCUUCCUAGGCCAGAGCAAGCGGCACACAGACGCAGGGCGAUAUCAAUGUCUCGUGACAUAAAUAAAGAAUUGCCCAGAAAUUCUCAAGCUGGUGGUAGAUUUACACCUCCUACAAGAGCGUUAAAUCCUCCGAUCCCUCCUACUGUUGUUGUAACAAGCCCGGAUGGACAUCAUCGCUUCAGUGUUCACAAUGUUGCCUCCCAAAGAAAUGAAAAUUUACUAGGACCUAAGAGAAGAGGAGAGAAUUUUUCCGAAACGAUUAGCAGGCAAUAAAUAUACUAAAUAAUUCUGCAUUUUAACAUCAAAAAUGUACCAUUUUACUUUUAUAUGUAUAUGAAAUAAUACUAUAGACUGUCAAGUCCAAAGAUAUUGGUUAACAAUUGUUGAAAAUUAUAUUCAUAUUUGAUGUAAUCUGUAUAUAAAUGUUUUGUUUUAAAGUUAGCGUUGACAUUUUUAAAGUGAUAAUAAUAUUUGUGACAUUCCACGUUAUUUAUUUAGAAAGUUAGUUAUUUAUGUAUAUUUUUUGUAAAUAAAUAAUGUUAAGUAUGGCAUCUAAGUAGAUAUAUAGUUAUAUUUAUUAAAUUUAAUAAUAAUCGAUGCUUGGAACAAUUUUCUCAAAAGAUAUAUAACAACCUAAAUAACAUCUG